Ixodes scapularis (black-legged tick) is the source of this 3502-nucleotide messenger RNA. RefSeq names its product proline-rich protein 2-like. Lineage: Eukaryota; Metazoa; Arthropoda; Arachnida; Ixodida; Ixodidae. The coding region runs from base 361 to 1665 and encodes 434 amino acids. Gene Ontology annotation, molecular function: actin binding. The transcript is spliced from 8 exons. The record is from RefSeq and is a predicted model, not a curated record.
CUAAAAUCUAGGCACACUAAUCUGUGCAGGCAGCCUUCUGCACUAUCCUUCCGUGCCUUCUGCAUUAGUUCUGCGAAUGUUUAUCGCGUCAUCUACGUCUCGCAUAUGCCCCGCUUGUCCCUACGGUUGAUAGGGCGUUGCGAUCCCACUCGCCGAACUCGUAGGUAGUAUCCGAUUUUGCGAUGUCCUGCACGAUUCGAGUCUCGUUUAGGUAGCAGUUUCAUGACCCGAAAACUUCGGUGGGAAGCGAGCGGCCAUCUUUAGCAGCGGGUUGUUUUCCUUCCUCGAAGAAGUGGUCUGUCGCCGGGGUCCCCGUCAGCAUGGAAUAACGCCGAGGUUGGCGCAGCCGGAGGCCAGGCCAUGGCCCCUCCACCGCCGCCACCCCCCAUGGGGGCCCUGGGGCCCCCUAAGACUGCCGCAGUGCCGGACCGGUCCGUGCUCCUCUCCCAGAUCCGGGGUGGUGCCACACUCAGGAAGGCGGUCACCAACGACCGGAGUGCGCCCAUCAUCGACGCUAACAAGAGGGCGGCGGCACCCACCCAGGCGCCAACAGAUGGGGCAGCCCCCAAGCUCAAUGUGCCUGCAGGCCUGGCGGGCCUCUUCGCGGGGGGCAUGCCCAAGCUGAGGCCGCUCAACCCCUCUGCCACUGGAGCGUCACCGGCCCCGCCUUCGACCCCUCGCUCCGGCGCCCCGUCGGGUCCCCGGCCGGGGGGUGCACCCCCGCAGCAGCCAGUGGCACCGAGCGGGGACACGCCCCCGGGCCGGCGGGCCCCGGCCCCGUUCCCGGCGGACCUGGCCCCCCGGGGACCCCCUCCCCUGCCGCCGCCGUCGAGCCAGAAGCCCAGCCUGGGCCCCCCCCAGGGCGGCCCCUCCCCCGUGUCCCGCAGCCGGACGGGCCCUCCGCUCCCGAGCAAGCCCCCGGGGGUGACAAGGUCCGCCUCGCAGACGAGCCUCGGGGCCAAGAGGGGCCCCGCACCCCUGCGCGCUCCCCAGGUGAAGCCCCCACCUCCCCCCAAGAGCCCCACGGUGGGCGCGGUGGCGGCCAGUGGCCCCAGGUUCGGCACGGUGGGGCCGCACGCGGGGGCACGCCUGCAACUCCCCGGGGCACCACUGGCCCGGCGCCAGAGCUUCGGGGCCCCUGACUCCCGGCCGGCCGAGGGGGCGGGGCAGCAGGGGGCGGGGCCCCAGCCCGGGGGGCCCGCGAAGCCCUCGGGCCCGCCCCCGCCGCCCCGCAACGUCAGCGUGCCCAGCAACCUGCACCAGGCGCACAAGUCCCGGAGCGCGCCCCCGGCGCCGCCGCUGCGUGCCCCCCCUGCCUCGCGGCCUCCCCCUCCGCCCCUGAGGGGCCAGCCCCCUCCCCUGCCCAGCAGCCUGCCCCCGCAGUUGCCCCAGCGGAACCAGCCCAGGCCCCAGGGGCCUGCCGCGGCCCCCCGGCCCUCCCCCACGCCGCCCCUUCGCAGCUCCUCCAUGAGGAACUCCGCGGCACCUGCGGCUUUCGAGAGCCGCUUCAGCUUUCGCCCCAUCGACCACGUUCCUGGCCCAGUCUACGCGGCAACGGAGGUCAAGAGGUACCCCAGCAAAGUGCCCCGGCAGAACCAUCAACGUCAGGCUCCCCCGCCCCCCACGCACUUUGCCGGAAGCUUGGCGCAGCAGACCGCGGCCUGACCCCGGGCCCCCGCCGCGGGAGAACCGGCUGCCCUCUCCGGCACCCUCCCCAGGGAGCGGGGGACGUCGGACGUUACGUUGGUCCCGCCCUCCGAGAGUCGUACCCCGGGGGCCCCCCCGCGGCGGGACACGAUGCCUCUCCGGCCACGCUUGCCGCAAUGUGUGCGGACGCUUUUCUUUUACGCCGGGCCGGCGCAUCGUGCGCGCCUCUCGCCCUCGCGGGGGACGCGGCGCCGGUUUAGUAUUUCGCCCUUCUUUUACCGGUUUCUUCGAGCUAAUUUUAAACUUGGAAGUGCGCUUCUAUCGUUCCCAACCAAGAUUAGGCAGGGGUGACCUUGGUUUCCAAUCAGAGUCAAGCUGGUGUAACCUUGGCCCGACCUUGAAUGACCUUGACACAACCAAGGUCGAGCCAGGUCGUUCCCGGCUUUUUGGUUGGUUGCUCUCGGGCUGGCGGGGUGCUCGAGCUUUUCCAGGCUCCUCUGGCACCCCGACACUCGAGACCGGGAGCGUCGACGAGAUUUGGUGCGUCGCCAAUCAUUUGUGGUUGCCGGACGCAGGCUGUCUCACGAUUUCGGGUUUGUCUGGCCCAUUCAGGUGCAGGUAGCACAACCUCGUUUUAUUUUUGCGCCUGGGCAAACCGGGUGUCCUCUCCGAAAGGUGCAGAGCCACUGUUCUGCCAACUGCCGCAAUGCAUGUGCGGUAAGUUGAGAGGGCAGACCUUCCGCGUUUGGACGCGUUCGCACUAGCUCCUGCUCCGCGAUCUUGCCCCUUGCGACGCAUUGCGUCGCGCUUUAUGUGUACAAAAACGAGUUGUAUUUUUACCGGCUGCAGAUACGGGCCCGUGUACAUUAGAAAGCGGAGGCCCCUUCUAUUCUACCGUGUGGAACAGAUGGAUUGAACCCGCAUCCAACGGAUCGUCGGAAUUGGUUUCGUGUGCUAGGGCUUCGAUUUACGACGGUGCGGCGCUAAGCGGCGCAUUUGUUUCGCCGAGUUGUAGAAGAAAAUAUAUUUGCAUGGAAGCUAGGAUAAAAGCCAAGGUGUUGCUACAGGUUGAUGCAGAGUGACUCUUUUUCGUGAGGGAACGGACGUUGCUGUGGGUCAUAAAGGCACCCGAUUGGAUUGCCUCGGGGGAACGGGAGUGCUGUUAAAACACCGUCCUUCCUCCUUUCUUAUUUUACGUUGAAUCGAGCGUCCCGAAAGUCGCAGCAUUUACUGCAUUAACACCAAAAGAAAAUUUGUUUGUCCGCUGGAAAAGUUCUGUUUAUCGGGGCAGGUUGCGACGUUGCAGUGCACUAAACCGAUUCCGGCGACUUGUUCCAAAACGGGGUCGAUCCUUUGGGCCCACUUUGUAAAAUGUAUAUAUAUAAAUAUAUUAUAUAUAUAUAUAUAUAUAUAAGGCAGUCAUUGCUCUCCGCACUGGAUACGAAUUUCGACCCAUAAAACGGAGUGGCCCAAUGCGCGUCGCGCAAGUUGCUGCGGGGAUCGGCGGGAUUCCCUCUCGAGUCGCGACACGUCUGAUCGUGCAGACGCCAACAUUCCCUCUGUGUUGUUUGUUUCGAGCCUGUCCCUCUUGGAUUCUUCACGUGGAUCUCUGGGGGCAAACGAGCGAUGUGCGAUUGUUCCCACAACCACUGUUAAGUGCACUCGAUUUGAGUCGGGCCCCCAUGCUGCAGAAUCUUGUCGAAGCAUUCUAGAAGCAGCGCCGCGCGAGUUUCCCAUUGGGGUAGAGACUGUCGGGUCUUCCAUCGCCUCUGGUAAUACGCACAGCUUCUCCGGGUAGCAGCGGGCUACUUGCCCCAGCGAUUCUCGGCUCACAAUAAAGACCUCUGGUUCUCUA